Messenger RNA from Penaeus indicus, 8230 nucleotides. RefSeq names its product fibronectin type-III domain-containing protein 3A-like (gene mtgo). Lineage: Eukaryota; Metazoa; Arthropoda; Malacostraca; Decapoda; Penaeidae. The record is from RefSeq and is a predicted model, not a curated record. The coding region runs from base 572 to 4480 and encodes 1302 amino acids. The transcript has 20 exons. Gene Ontology annotation, molecular function: acid phosphatase activity; metal ion binding; protein binding.
CCGCAUUCCGACUUGCCUACCUGUGUUGUUCUUGUCACGUAAUAUUUAGAUAGUGACACAACAUAGCGGUUUCACCCAAUUGUUAAUCGUCUCUGCGACAGGAGAUACGAUUCGUUGUUUGUUUUUAAACGAACAUGCGCGACUGACGAGGUCGCUGAGUGUCACGUUCUCGGGGGCGCAAACGGCAAAUAUCACCAUCAGCUCGCCAUUAGGAGAAAGUGAGAAAGUGAGAGUGAGAAUGAGAGUCGGUCUUCUAGGUCCUGGCGAACACGACUUACAUCUGGGAUAGCAGACGUCAGCCACCACAUGCGCCUGUUGGCGUCUUGGCCUCCAGAUGGUGUGGAUGAAUGAACUAUCAGGAGCGACUGAAGAGCAAGAAGACAGCUGGCUUGACAGAAGGUUGAGAGGAGGAAACCAGCUGUUGCAAGGACGGGGCGACAGCAGACAGGAGGUCGAGAGAAACAGUCUUAGGCAAGGAAGAACAGAUAGCCAGGGCCUGAACCAGCUGUCUCAAGGACGCCAGAUAAAGUAGGACGUUCAAGCAGAAGAGGAAACUGUCAGUGCCUUCAAAAUGGUACUUGGCAAGGGUCAAGACCAGACGCCUGACAAGGCCUUUGCUGUCCCCCUUGCUUCGCCUGCCCCUCUGGCCACUGACCCCGGCGCAGUGACCUCUCAGCCUUCGGCCGAAGAGACUCAGUCCGCCAAGGUCACGUCUGUUGACUCUCACACCGCAAGUGAUAUUUCCCAGACUACUGCCGAUGGUUCCGAGACGAUGCAGAUAGACGUUGCUGACCCUGACACCUCUCUGAGUACUAUAACAAGCUCCCAGCCUACAACUUCUGACCUGAAGGCCCCUCAGCCCGCAAAUGCACACAAUGAGGGUUCUGUAAGCACGGUGGCCGAUUCCGAGUCCCCUCAGGCCAAAACUGAAGGAAUUGACACUUCUGGCCCCAGUGACCACAACAAUGAGCCCACACAAGACUCAGCCACCAUAUCUGAAGCCUCACAGACAUCAAAAAGCAGGACUGAUCCCAUUCAAACUAUUAUUGCUAGUUCCAUGACCUCCCAGAUGUGUGAUUCAAGCACCGUUACUUCCCAUAAUACUAAUACUCUUCCUGAGACCCCACACACUGCACCCAAAAAUAAGACAAAGAAAAGGGGAGGAGGGAAAGGUAAACAAAAGGCAGAAGAGAUUGUUGAAGAACCGGCAAGCAGCACAGGAACAACUGCCGCCAGUAACCCCCGGGUUGCCUCGUCACCACCUAGGUUCUUGCGAGUGAAGGGCCCCAAUGGUCAAGUGACCACGUUCAUGCUGGUGGGCCCGAAUGCAGGACAAGGCCCACCCCAGUUUUUUGGACCUCCACCAGCGGGACCUCCUCCCCAGGGCUACGUGCCCCCAUAUCAGCCACCACCACAAUACUCCCCUGUGGUGUCUCCGCCAUUGACACAAGCCUCGCCACCACCUCACUACACCCAGAAGUCAGAACGGCACAUGCGCCAGUAUGAAAAACCGCGAAAGUAUUAUCAGCGACAGCCGCAACACCAGCAUGUUAACAAAUCAGGAACAAGCAGCCUACACAGCACCCCUCCCUUAUCCCCUAAGAAAGAACUACUGCCCCGGAAGAAUGCUGGAGAAGAAGAGAUCCAUGCUGAGGAUGGUGAGGACCCCAGAAACAACCUUCACCUCCUCCUGUCUCAGGUUAAACCCCCCAAGGUGAUAAACUUGACUCCCUAUGAAGCUGUUCUCCAGUGGUCAGCACCGGAGGUAAGCAGUCAGCAGCAGGAGGAGAUCCCAGUCUCAGAACUCCUGUAUGAGGUCUUCCUAAACAACAGCCUGCACAAGUCCAUUGCUGCUACGCAAGUUACGAUUAGUGGGCUCAAACCGGCCACGGAAUAUAGGGUCUACUUGCAAUGUGUAUGUGGAGGUGUGCGUGGUGAUCCAACCAACGUGACUCCGUUCCACACUCAUUCUACUGUGCCCGACACUCCACAGCAACCUAGACUUGCAUAUAGAACAAAAACAUCAUUACAAUUCAGAUGGGGUGCUGUUAAAGAGAAUGGUUCAAGGGUGACAGCUUUUGUCCUUGAGCUGUACGGAGGUAGUGGUGGGAAAUGGGAAGAAGUGUUUAGAGGGCGAGGAAAGCAGCACACUAUCACUAAACUCACCCCCAACACUCGCUACCAUGUCCGUCUGGCUGCAGUCAAUGAUCAUGGGCAGAGUGACUUCAGUCCGGAGGCAGUGGCAUUUACAAGUGGCGUGGCACCUUCACAGCCUUCCCCACCCAACCUAGAGCAAGCAUGUAUAAAUUCGCUUAGUCUAGGAUGGUCUAAACAGCCUCUUGAGGAAACGUUUACCCUUCAGAUGGAAGAUUCAAUGAAUGGAUAUGGCUUUCGGCCAGUGUAUAAUGGCAGUGACACAAAAUACGAGUGUCAAGGCCUCAGAAGAAAUGCUGAUUAUAAGUUUAGGCUGUUUUCCCACAAUGAAGAAGGCACAUCACUUCCUUCGGAUAUUGUUUGUUACCGCACACUGCCUGACCGCCCAAAACCACCCUCCCCUGUGAGCGUAAAAGGUCGGCCCAAAUCAAACAGGUUGUUGUUAACCUGGUCACCUCCUGCCGACCAUGGGGGCUCCACAGUGACAGACUAUAGUCUGGAAAUCGACAGAGGCAGUGGUUUUGAGCUCAUUUACUCUGGGAAAGACACUGAGUUUGAAUGUUUGAACCUCGAACCGGGAAAGAGCUACCAAGUACACGUUUUAUGCAUAAGUUUAGGCGGCCUGAGUGACUGGAGUGAAACUGCGGUGGUGACCACAGAGGCAGUGCACCCGGGUGUCUGCCAGCCUCCUCAUGUAUUGGGGAAACCUAAGGCUUCCAUGCUGCAGCUAAAAUGGGCCCAUCCUGAAUAUAAUGGUGGAGCCACUGUUACCGAAUUCCAAGUGGAGAUGACAGCACCAGACAAUGAGAGAAGGCAGGUCUACUGUGGCCGAGACCUGGAAUGCACUGUUGCAAGCUUACUACCAGGUCGGCCGUAUAUCUUCCUCGUGCGUUGUGUAAAUCGAAUGGGACCAGGGCCAUGGUCAGAGCCUCUCGAGGUUGUGAGUGGUGCUGGCCCCCCUGAUGCACCCCACUCCCUACACCUGGCUUGCCGUGGCCCACACUCUGUCCACCUGGCCUGGGAGGAACCUAUAAACAACGGAGCUGCUAUUGAGCAGUAUAGCGUUCAAGUUGCAGAGGUCUCAUGUCCUCAUGCAGAGUCCUCAGAAUCUUCAUCAACAUGUGGGGACCCUGAGUCUGACUUGACAUUCAACAAUGCGUACACUGGGUCUACACCAACUGCAGAAGUGCGCAACUUGGCCCCUGCUACCACCUAUGCCUUUAGAGUGUCCUGCAGCAAUAGUGCUGGGGUAGGCCCUUGGUCACCCAUCUCAACUGUUACAACACCUGCUGCCCCGCCUGCUCCCGUGGCCUACAUCUCGUCCUCUCCAGCAGCUACAUCCGUGACCCUCUUAUGGGGAGAGCCUGCCAACCAUGGAGAUCCUAUCACACACUAUGUAAUCGAGAUUGGAGAUCGCACAGUCACCACACCUGGGCCAGAUACAGAAUACACCAUCGAAGACCUCAUGCCAGAGACUUUAUACAAAGUACGCAUUCAGGCCAUCAACAGUGUUGGUCCUGGAGGUCUGAGUGCAGUGCACAAGGUGACCACGAGGCCACACCCACCCACGCCUCCUACCAUUGAGCUUGUUAGGGCAUCCUACAACUCUCUGCGGCUCAAGUGGGGUGAUGGGCGCAAUUCAGACCUCCUUGUGUACUCUCUGCAGAUGGAGUUUCCCAAUCCUCAUAGUCAUACCACAGAGUUCUAUCAGGUGUAUAAUGGAACAAACCAGAACUUCAAGGUAGUUCGGCUUGAAGAGAACACUCUAUACCGGCUUCGAAUCUGCGCAAGCAAUGAAGCUGGAGUGGGUCCUUAUUCUCCUGUGGUUGAGCUGCGCACAACCAAGGCCCCACCACCACCCCCCAAAGCUCCACGGGUGACAGAGGUUGCAGAUGGAAACCAUCUGGUUGAGUGGUGCAGUGUACGAUGCCCAGGGGAGGACUCAAUCACAUACCGUCUGCAGGUGCUACAGGCUGGAAAGGACCAGGAUUACUCUACGGUCUUCACUGGCAGCGAAACUUCAUAUGAGUUGAGGGAUCUGGAGCCCCACAGUGGGUACUUUGUCCGCGUGUGUGGAGUUCGUGUGUGCAGUGAUGGAGAGAGGAUGGCUGGCGCAUACUCUUCUCCUAUGCUGUUCAACACUCCAAAACCACCGCCUGUCACCACCAUGAAGACGUCUACCAAUCCAACACAGGAAACGGGACUACACUGGCACAGGCUGAGUGACCAAAACAAGGCGUUUGCCAUCCUUCUUGUCUUCUCCAUCUUCUGUGCCAUUGCUGCCAUUGGCUUGCACCACUUCGUGGCCCCCAAUGCAGAGCGGUAACCCAGAGACAACUUGUAUCUUCAGGUUUUAAAAAUAAAAUUGUGGAAGAAAUGUAGCUGGAUGGAUCCUGCAGUAAAUGACCAAGACCCACAUGUGAAGUAAGCAGGCAUUAUGCAGCUGCUGCAGAAGGACUGUUGGAGACCACAAAACACAGAAAACCUCGACUUCUUUCCAUAUCGUGUUCAGAGAGGGUAAAGGUGCAGAUGUUGUUGCACACUUGAUGUGUGGCCAAAGUAUAUUAUGGUAAAAUUUAGCCUGUAGGCUUCAUACAAGCAGGGUCUGAUUAUUGUUUUUUUCAUUAAUAGUGAAUUUUUUAUAAUCAAAUGAGAGUCUAAAGGUACAUUAAAAAUCUGGUACUGGACAAAUGUCUUGCAGAUUUAUUGUUUGAUAUUAGAGGUUUAGGCUUUUUAUACAAAAUGCUUUCUUUCACAUACAAAAAGAUAAAAGAUUACUCUGUAGGAAAGAUCCAAAAUACUAGCAUAGUCAUAGUAUUAUGAAAUGUAUUGUCGUAAACCUACAAAACUGGUAUGUAGUGAGAGAUUGUCAUGAUUCCCUAUAUUCUUGUGGGUGCGGGAUGGUUACCUUCACAACAGGAUGUACCCUUCUACUCUCAUUGAAGACUUAAAUAAGGUGCUGACUUACUUUGUGCAAGAAAAAGAAAAAAAAAAAAAGAAUUAAAUAAUUAUUAGGUAAGAAAAGAAUCCCUGCUUCCCAAAAUGUAUUUUGAGCACAAAACCUUUGCUUAAUAUUAUGUGCUGCCUAAUGUGUUGUUUAUGAUGUUGUGAGAAUUAGGUUUAUAUCAUAGUCUCAGAUUUCAUUUGUUGGAUUUAUUAUUGUUAUUAUUAUGAUUAUUAUCAUUAUGAUUAUUAUUAUUAACAUAGUUAAAUUUAUAAUUUCUGUGCAGUUGUCCCAAGUGAACCACCACACAUUCCGUGAACUAAAAGAUCCACAUUUAAAUAUUCAUUUUUGUAGUUUAAGUUAGCCACACUCUGUCAUAACGGACCAAACCCAGCUGCCAUUAAUUGUAUUCUUUUUCACUUCAUACGUACUUAGGACAAGAACCAUAAUCCCUUGUGAGCAAGGCAGCUGGACUCAGUUGACUGUUCUGCUUUCCACUGCCUCCAGACGCCCAUCGUUGCAAACACUUUGGUGCUCAAUAGUGGUUGCUGUGCUGUCCCUGUGAUCUAGCAGUUCUGAGCACAGGUCGCAUCUGGUGCAGCAAUGAUGCUGCUUCUUUAAAACCCAUGUUAGAUAUCACAGUAUUUUCCUUGUGCUUUAUUCCUGUCGGUGCAAUAAGUGGUGGAUACUUCUUUGUCAACAGUAUUUAGCUCCAGGGCAUUAUUUUCCGUUGAUGGAAGGAGAAAAAAAAAAGAAAAAGAAAAAAAAAAAAGAAGCUUGGACACUGUCUACAGAGCUUUUUUAUAUUACAAGAUUCCGUCGGACUGCAAACAUCAGUUAGAACUACGACUAAAGAGAAAAAGGUUGAUGUAGAACAUUCUUUGAUUUAUUUUCCAAACUCAACUUGUGUUCUGUUCCAAUUUUUUUCUUUUGCUAGGAUAUUGUCUUUCUGUGAAUUUUCUUCACCAGAUCAAUCAUGUUGACAAAUCGGACUCCUGGUCUUGGUUGUUGCAUGGAAAGGGAAGCAGGGCACACCUCUGUCACUCUUCAUUAUUAGGUGCAAGUUGUUUUGCUGCCAUUCAUAAUGAAAAUGCCAAUCAAAUCAUAUCCCUUUGUGACACUGCAGUUGUCAAUCAUAAAUCCCAAAAUUAUUUUAGAUUCUUUGACAAAUGUAGAAGUGUCAACUGCAAAUCUCCAGUUGUUGAUAGUUGUAAUAUGACACUUGUUUCACAAUAUCCAAUAAGACAGAUGACUUGGUGUAUUUGUUUGUCUAGAGUUGAGAAGUCACUGAUUGGCUUUGUUAUGUGGCCAGUCAGCAUUGUCUAAACCCGACCAGAAGUUUACUAUUCUUCAAGACAAAUACACUUUUUAACCUAGUUGAUGCUAUAAUUGAUGUAUGCAGGCAGAUCUUAAUGGUUGGCGAGACUGUGAUGUCGUCCCAAGUCAGAGGGGUUAGAGUACGACCUUUGUUGCUCCCUUCUCUGCUGGGAGCUACGUUAAAGGGGAAGAAUAGUGUCCAAACCAUAUUUUGUAAGUUGGUAUCCUUAUAUAUAUGUAUAUUUAUAUAUAUAUCUAUAUGUGUAUAUAUAUAUAUAAAUAUCAAAAUUAUUCAGUAAAUCAUAAAUUAAGAAGAAAUUAUUUUAUAUGAAUCAAAGUAUAUGAUACUAAAUGUAUUGCUCUUGUAACUGGUACUGGUAGCUUGCUUCUUUGUAUUCCUUCAUACAUAGUGUGUUUGAAUGUUACAACUAUUGCACAAUUUUAUGGUAAACUUCCAAAGAUGUAUUUAGGAUUUAUAUUAUGAGCUGCAUACAUGGGGUUUUUAAAAGUAUAUAUAUUUUUCUUUUCCUUUUUCUUUUUUUAGCAUUAUAUUUUUUUGGCCAGAGAUUAAUAGAUAGGGAUAAGUUUUGGGUAAUUAGAGUUGUCCUUAUAGAGAGAUUUUUUAUAAAUUUGAUUAAUCAAAUGUACUCUCUCAUGGUGACUGGAAGGUCAGUGAGACUUAUUCCAUUCCAAGUAUCAGUUGUGUUGAAGGAACUCUCGGAAGAGAGCUGGGAACAGUGUAAAGCUAGAGUGUGUCAGCUGAAGAGACUAAGGUAUAGGAGUGAUAAUACAGCAGGAGGCAGGCUGCUUUUCUAUUCAUUUAUUUUUUUUAAUUCUCUGUUUUCACAAUUUACAGUGAUGCUGUAAUUAUGGUUGUCAUCCUUUUUUCUGAAAAACCGGGCAUUUAUGCUGUGAUACCAACAAGGACUGUUUGGAAGUCGAUUUGCUUUGCUGACAACAUAAACAGUUAGGGUAAUCAUGGUCUUGGUUAGGAUCAACACAUGAUCUUGGGAUGGAAUCAGUCUCAGUGCAACCAUCAAUCAAUCUUGUUAUCUGUAUUGUUCCACAUGUGGGUUGGACUGAUAUCUCACUCGGGCUCUGCAAGGUUAGAGGGAGUUGUGCAACACUAGAGCGAUGGCAGGGGCCAUGAUGGUGUCUAAUAAGGCAAAAAAAUAUAUAUUUAAAAAAUAAUUAAACCAGGUUGUUGUUGAUGUUGUUAUAAAGGUACAUAACUUGGAUGAUAUGACAGUUGAGUGAGAUGAUUGUCUGAACUCUUGUUAGGUAGGGGUUAGCUUUGCACUAUGUUGAUGUUUUGUUCACCUUAGUUCAUGUUUUGGCCCUCAAGUAUAUUUUUGGAUAAGUGACAAUUAGCAUUCUAAGACUUUGUGUACCAUAGCCUUGUGUAAGUAUAUCAUAAAAAUAUUCUUUAUACAUAAUAGUACUAUAAGUAAAAAAAAUGUAUACUCUCAUAUUGCCUGCAGAUAUGAAUUAUAUUCUAUAUAUUAUAUUUUGUUUUAAUGUUUCCAUAGUUCUAGCAUUCAUCAAGUGAAAGUGCAUUUAUGUAAAGGGAAUGUGAAAUGUACAUCAAAAGUUAAUAUCAUGGGAACAAAACACACAGCCUCACUCCACAGGCUGCUUCCUAUGACCUGUUCCCAGGCAGGUGUGCAGAGAAUCUGAGAUACUUUUGAAAUGGAAUGCUGGUGUCGGGCUUCAGAAUUCAGAGGGUUUUUCUAAGACACAACUUCACCUGCCUCGAUUCAGCCUCUGUUCUAAUAUCACUUUGCCAUUCCAAAAUAAACUAUACAUGGAAAGGAA